Cercospora beticola is the source of this 4479-nucleotide messenger RNA. RefSeq names its product RNA helicase aquarius. Gene Ontology annotation, cellular component: catalytic step 2 spliceosome. Gene Ontology annotation, biological process: mRNA splicing, via spliceosome. NCBI's taxonomy places the organism in Eukaryota, Fungi, Ascomycota, Dothideomycetes, Mycosphaerellales, Mycosphaerellaceae. Gene Ontology annotation, molecular function: helicase activity; mRNA binding. The record is from RefSeq and is a predicted model, not a curated record.
UGCUGCGAUUCCACGCGUCUGUCCGUCGCAGACCGACGAAACAGCACAGAACAUGGCGCGGCCGGGAAUCAGCGACCUGACGGGCGACAAUGCCCUUGCCCAAAUCGCGCGCGACAACUGGCUGUCGUCUGCUGCAGCGCCCAAAGUGCAGCCGGCCACCAUCGAUGAGCUCUGGAAGCUUGUCGAAGACGACCAAUUUUCGACUUUCUCCCUCUUGCUUCUCGAACAAUUGCAAGCACUCGAGCGCUACCUCUGGCCUGGGUACAGCGAGAAUGCUUCCAACCAUCACGUCCUUCUCAUCGCCUUGCUCGUCAACACCAAACGAUCCGAAAACCUGCCCACAUGGUCCCUCUUCGCAAACACGCCCGAUGAGUUUGCAGAUUUCUUCCGACGAGUGCUGCACCUGAGCGUCGACGCCAGCCUUGCUACCUCUCUACGCGACCAUCUUCUCGCAUUCAUCGUGGGUGCAUACCAGAGUCUGGACAGUGGAGUCGUGCGCAAAGAAUGCGCUCCCUUGGUAUCGAUUGGGAUAUGGCACAAUUUGCAUAGCGAUGCGGUGAGGGACAAGUUGAUCUCGAAAAGCACACAGUUACAAAAGGCAUGGCGGGCGUCAGGGAAGAAAUUCGACAACGCAGAUGCAGCAGGUCAAGCCAGGCUGCGAUUCGAGAGGAGUUGGCUAUAUCUGCUCGUGCUGAGCCUUUUCGACAAGUUGUAUGCUACAACCAAAAAGAGUGAAGAUGUGGCAUAUUGCGAACGCUUCCUGGAGUUGCUGUGUGAUUUGCAGAGUCAGCUGCCUACACGACGGUACGUGAACACUUUGCUGCAGGAUCUGAACCUUCUGCCAGCAAUCACACUCUCGCCGCUGUAUCAACAAGAAUCGCGGAUACGGGACUUCUAUGAAUUGCUUCUCCACUACACUCACUUUCCUAUCGACGAUCACACCGGACGACAGCUUAGCAGCCGGGAAUACGAGGAGACUCAGAAUGCUAGCAUAUCAAAACUGCAAAAGGUUGGCAUGAAGUUACAACCCGAGAAGCUCAAGAUUUUGAUCUUGAACAACUAUGGUGCGCUCGGACGACGCGAAGAGCUGGAAGGUUACCUCAAAGAUCUCACGGAUGACGAGCUGCUACAGCUGUGUCAGGAGAUGGGCCUGCGAACCAGAGAAUACCCAGAGUCUACACAACUCGUACAGGAUCGACCGUUCCUUGUCGAGGUUCUGGUCGCUAUAAUCGAGCGGAAACCGUACUACACAGAGCGCAUGCGGAAGCUGCAGAUCCUGCCAACAGAAGAUGCGUUAUACAAAAAUGCUCGACUCCCUGCUCAUGAGCAUGCUGUAAAUCAGCCUCUAGCGAUACCGAAGCUCAAUCUGCAAUACCUAACGAUUGGAGACUUUUUGUGGAGGUCUUUCACACUUUACCGAUAUGAAGCUUUUUACAGCCUGCGCAAGCAUUUAGAAGAUACUAUCAAGAGACUGCAACCUCGGAGAGGCGGAGGCAUCGUCCGGUUUGACGGUUUCUCGCGAAUGGCGAUACCAAUCCCGAAGCCUGCAAUCAUCGAAACAGUCCCUGCUCGCGUAGGCGAGACUGUGCCGGCCGAGGUCAAGUCGGAAGUCAUUCUUGAUGUCAGCAGAUUGCAGCCAGGGCUGCGAAGAGAGUGGGAAAGCUUACGCCCAGAUGACACUGUCUAUUUGUUGGCACUGAAUCCUGAAGAUGGUGCGCACAAACUCACCAACGGCGCUGCCGAGAAGCAAUCGAUCGCCGAGAAGUUCGGCUUGAAGACUGUCAGAUGUGCAGAAGUAAUCAGUGUGCUUGAUGAGAACAGCAGAGUGCUCAAGCAGAAUCAGGACAACCAGGGCUUCUCGGACGAUGGACCACGACCGAGACAGCGUAGGCUGUUACUUCGACUUGACGCCGCGUCGUACAAAGCAGACAAAGAUCGAGAAGCCAGUGGCAAGCCAGAUGUCUACGAGAGCAUCAAUCUGAUUGUACGAAGACGGGCGAGAGAAAACAAUUUUCGCCCUGUGCUCGACAGCAUCAAGCAAUUGGCUACCUCCGAUGCUCCAGUUCCAUCAUGGUUUGAAGAGGUCUUCUUGGGGAUCGGUGAUCCCGCUUCUGCGACAUACAAGCGACUACCCAGCAAGCUUCAAAGUGUCGACUAUCGAGACACAUUUCUAGAUUGGCAGCAUCUGAUCGAGUCCCUGCCUGGCAAAACCGUCGAACCAGAUCCAAAGCUGGAUGCCGUUCCAAGGCCGCCAUAUGUGCUAGAGAACACUGAAUCUGCCCCGGCGCCUCCUCCCGCGAAGGGCAAGAAGAGAAGACGAGAUCAGCCCGAUGGCCCGGAUCCUGCACCAUCCGCGGAGACGUUCAGAGUGUCGACGUACGAGCCACCCAACGCUGGCCCAUAUCCAGAAGAUGCGCCCAAGUUGAAUCAUGUUCGCUUCACGCCGACCCAGGUAGAAGCGGUGACCGCUGGUACUCAGCCUGGCUUGACACUCAUUGUUGGGCCUCCAGGAACUGGAAAGACUGAUGUCGCGACCCAGGUCAUUAGUAACAUCUAUCACAAUUUCCCACAGCAGCGCACACUUCUCAUCGCCCAUUCCAAUCAAGCACUCAAUCAGCUCUUCCAAAAGAUUGUGGCAUUGGAUAUCGACGAGCGACACCUGCUGCGUCUCGGCCAUGGAGAGGAGGAAUUAACCACAGAGGCCAGCUUCAGCAAAGCCGGUCGUAUUGAGUCUUUUCUUGAACGAGGUGCACGCUACCUUGCUGAUGUACAGAGACUUGCCAUAAGUAUAGAAGCUCCUGGUGCUCACGGCAGCACUUGCGAAACGGCGGAAUAUUUCGACCAUGUCUGGGUCCAGCCACGCUGGAAACGUUACUGGGACAGCAUCGAUUCCGCCGAUACUACAUCCGAACAGAUCAUCGCCACGUUCCCCUUCCACGCGUUCUUCGCCGAUGCACCGCAACCUCUGUUCCUUCCUGACGCAACACGGGAGCAGCUCGUGGACACUGCAAAGGGCUGCGAGAGGCAUAUUAACCGCAUCUUUUCUGAGCUUGCUGACAUCCGGCCAUUCGAAAUUCUACGAGCACAACGUGACAAGAGCAAUUAUCUGCUUGUCAAGGAGGCACGCAUCAUCGCCAUGACAUCGACGCAUGCCGCUAUUCGCCGCCAAGAAAUCGCGCAGCUCGGAUUCAAAUACGACAACGUGAUUAUGGAAGAAGCCGCACAAAUCACAGAGAUCGAAAAUUUCGUCCCAUUCGUGCUCCAAAAGCCGCGAUUGCAGGACGGCAAGACACCCGAGAACCCACUCCAACGUGUCGUGCUCGUCGGCGACCACCUGCAAAACUCGCCUGUCAUCCAGGACAUUGCUCUCAAGAGCUACGCCAACCUCGAGCAAUCUCUAUUCCAACGCCUGGUCCGUCUCGGGGUCCCACAUAUCGUCCUCGACGCACAAGGCCGUAGUCGUCCUUCGCUUGCAGAUCUAUACAAAUGGCGAUACCCCUCACUCACCAACCUCCCCUUCACCUCUACGGCUCCUGAGUUCGUCGCCGCCAACGCAGGCUUCCGGUACGAAUAUCAAUUCAUCGAUGUUCCAGACUACAAAGGUGCUGGCGAGACCGAGCCUUCUCCUGCCUUCAUCCAAAACCUGGGUGAAGCUGAAUAUGCUGUCGCAUUGUAUCAGUACAUGCGUCUGCUUGGGUAUCCUGCAGAGAAGAUCUCUAUCUUGACAGCUUAUGCCGGGCAGAGAGCGCUGAUAAAAGACGUCUUGAAGCACCGAUGCGAGAAGAAUCGGCUGUUUGGACUGCCAGGCUGGGUCGGCACAGUCGACAAGUACCAAGGAGAGCAGAAUGAUUAUAUCAUCCUAUCGCUCACAAGGACGAGAUCUCCUGGAUAUCUGCGCGAUCUACGAAGACUUACUGUCGCGCUCUCGAGAGCGAGAUUGGGUCUGUAUAUUCUUGGCAGGAGAGAGGUGUUUGAGUCGUCUCUUGAGUUACGAGAGGCUUUUGGGGCUUUCUUCGAGAGAUCAAACAAGCUGACGCUUGUCACUGGCGAAUUGUUCCCAACCGAUCGCAAAGUCGACGAGAAAGUGCAAGGUGAGGGAAAGGUGGUGGAGAUGGUUAACGUGGAACAUCUUGGCCAGUAUGUAUUUGAUAUGACGAAUGCGAAGGUGAAAGCUCUGAAGGAGGGGAAAGGAGAAUUGCCGCCGCCUGCAGUUGGGGAGAAGGGGAGAGUUGAAGAGGGAGAGGAAGACGAGGUUGAGGAUGAGGACGAUGGGGCGUUGGAAAAUGAGGAGGAACUUGGGGAUGUGGAAGUAUAGCGUUGUAUGUUUGUACAAGGUUGUUGAUGUGCUCAUAUCGAGGAAUAUGGAUUGUUCCUCCAACCUGAUGAGGAUUUGUAUAGAAUACGUCGAAGCAGAGCGAAACGAUAGCUCUCAGAUCAGAAGACCAAGUGGUCCAACGCUCUGCACCAUGCAGAUUUUAC